Messenger RNA from Bufo bufo (common toad), 4649 nucleotides. Its product is annotated as Fc receptor-like protein 5. Gene Ontology annotation, biological process: cell surface receptor signaling pathway. Gene Ontology annotation, molecular function: transmembrane signaling receptor activity. The transcript is spliced from 18 exons. The coding region runs from base 34 to 3588 and encodes 1184 amino acids. NCBI's taxonomy places the organism in Eukaryota, Metazoa, Chordata, Amphibia, Anura, Bufonidae. The record is from RefSeq and is a predicted model, not a curated record.
ACAUCCAUUCUGCCAAAGAUAACCCCAGACACCAUGUCAGCCCUAUGUCUGUGUGUACUGGCCUGGAUUAUUCUACCUAUUUUAGCUUUAGACACUGAAAACCCAGAUGUGGACAGACCAAUUGUCUCCUUUACUCCUGACUGGAGAAGCAUGUUCUACAAUGAGACGUUGACUCUAUCAUGCCUUUACCCAUCUAAUGUACAGAAGAAUGAGACGUAUACUUGGUACAGAGAUAAUAAUAAGAUGGAUAUAAGUACUCAGAACUUUACCGUCUCCUCCAUUCAGUUAUAUGACCGGGCAAACUACAAAUGCCAGACCCGCACCAGCAUGAUAAGUGAAUCUGUUCGACCACAUGUUAUAACAGAUCUCGCCAUAUUGAGAGUCUCACGCUACGUCUUUGAAGGCGAUAUCCUGACCCUGACAUGUGACAGUCGGCUUGAUAUGGAUACAACCAAUGCUGUAGCCUCGUUUACCAAAAACUAUAAAGUAGUUAAAUCUAUGAACUACGAAACGUAUUUAUUUGUUGGGAAAGUGGACAGAAGUGUUGAUGGAAAAUAUAAGUGUACAAAAAAGGCCAUCUUAAAGAGUGAAAUAAAGGAUUCUGAUAAUGAAGAGUUAAUUGAAGUUACAGAAUUGUUUUCGCCUCCAGAGUUAAAAAUAAGCGCAAAUCCAAUAUCAGUGGGUAUGGACAUGACUCUGACUUGUGUGACGUCUCUCCAUCCUUUUAGAGCAGAUGUGGAAUUACAAUUUGCUUUCUACAGAGAUGGCUGGCAUGUUCAGGGAUUUGGAUCCUCUAAUAAAUACAUACUUCAGUCUGUUCAACUGGGGGAUUCUGGAGAAUAUUCAUGUGAAGUAAGAACAUUAAUGAACAGUGUGAACAAGAUAAGUAAACAGCAACCGGUCCUCAUACAAGAGUCUUUCAAGCCACUGCUGUCAUUUUACCCAAAUUGGAACAAAGUAUUCAGAUAUGACCUAGUACACAUGACCUGCAAUGACCAGAGAAGCAAGCGAUUUACCUGGUAUAAAGACAAUGUCAGGAUGUUAAAGACUGAAAGGAAAAUAAUGGUUAAUGCUAACAGUAAUAAGGAUAUUGGGCAUUACCAGUGCCAGGGAGAAUCUGGUGAGAAGAGUGACCCUGUUCAUCUGGAUAUUUUCUUUGUGUGGCUCAUCCUGCAAGCACCCCUCUCCAUCCACGAAGGGGACAGCGUGACACUGGAAUGUAAAAUGUGGCGCAGCGGCUCGGCUCUUAAUACUACAUUUUACAAGGAUGACAAUAUGAUAAAGUUUUUGGGUCUUCAAUCAGACUUAAAACUUGGAACCGUUAACACAAACGCUACAGGAAAAUAUAAAUGUACAAGAUUUAUAAACACGGGGUCUGCUUCUAAAGUCUAUGUUGCCGAGGAGUACAUUUCAGUAGCAGAGCUUUUCACCUCUCCAGAAAUCCGAGUAAAUCUCCAUCCGGUAGUGGAAGGAGCUGACAUGACCUUAACUUGUCACACUACCAUCAGUCCACUCAGACAGUCAACACGCUUGGCAUUUGCCUUUUAUAAAAAUGGAAAGACUGUGCAAGAAUUCGGUGAAUCCAAUAAAUAUAGAGUUUCAUCCGCCCAGCUGGAGGAUUCUGGGAGUUAUGCCUGUGAGGUGAAAUCUUCCUUCAAUGUGGUCAAGAAAAUAAGCAAGGCUGUACCCAUCGAUGUACAAGGUAUGGCAGUGGUGUCUUUUGAGCCCAAUUUUGGAAAGAUAUUGACGACAGAAAACAUGACCCUGACGUGUAAAGUGGAUCCUAAAAUCGUAGACAAACAAGCCUUUUACUGGUACAAGGAUGGUAACCAAAUGAAUAUAACUCAACCGAGCCUCACCAUUCAGGAUGCACUUGUCAGCGACAGCGGUUAUUACCAGUGCCGAUCCACUAACACUCACAUGAGUGAACCCCUCAGGCUGGAUGUCUCUAACAGUAAUCUUAUUGUACAAGCUCCUCCGUCCAUAUUAGAAGGUGACAACCUGGCCCUCAGCUGUCACAGUCGUCAAGGUCUAGAUUUACGCCGCAGUGAGUUUUAUAAGGAUGACAAACUUCUCAAAUUACUGGAGAGUGAGUCUGUUAUGCAGCUGGGAAAAGCGCACUACACUAUGACCGGAGUAUAUGGAUGCCACAAAAAAGCUUUCGGCCCUAUCUUUAAUAUGGCAGAUAUAUUUGUCUCUGUCACAGAAAUCUUCACCUAUCUGGUACUAAAAGUGAAAAACGCUCCAAUAAUAGAAGGCGAGCCCAUGACCCUGUCCUGUGAUGUCGCUCUAAAUUCGGCCUUGAAUCCUCUCCGUGGCAGCACUACAGUGGAAUUUGCUUUUUACAAGGAUGGGCAGAAAAUACAGGAUUUCACUAAACUUCAUACCUAUGAAAUUAAAACAGCGAUGACAAAGAAUUCUGGGAAUUAUACAUGCAACGUUAAAUGCUCCCUCAACGAUGUAGUGAGGACCAGCCAAGAGCUUGAAGUCACCGUGCAAGAGCUAUUUUCCACUCCUGUUUUCAUGGUCAACCCCACCAAUAUUGAGCUCGGGAAACAAAUGACUCUACAGUGCGAUUAUACAGUUCAUGCGGACAGAAUGACAGCAGAUCUGAGGCCUACCAUUUUCAAGAAUGGUAAAGCUACUGGGAGAGUCCGAACUUCCCGAAUUCUAUCGGCUCAGGAGCAAAACUCUGGAGAUUAUAUUUGUGAAGUGGCUGAUUCCAGCAGAAACAUUAUCAAAUAUAGCAACACCAUUCAUAUCCUGGUGGAAGAACGAGUAGUAGGUGCAAAAAUCAGUGCCGACCGACAAGAUCUCAAGAUGAUGACUGGAAGUAAUGUAACGUUCACGUGUUCUGUGCGUGAAGGUACCUCGCUUUCAUUUACAUGGCUGCACAAUUUCAAGAAGAUAGACAAGAACUGUGCAAUAUAUCAAGUCCGACAAGAUGGCAGAGUGCUCUUCAUCGAAUCCAUUCUGGAGGUUCACUCUGGAUCGUAUCAAUGUAUAGUCAGCAACCACUUCUCCUCUAGUGAUACCAAUAAGCUGGAGGUCACUGUUAUAGAACCGAUCGGUGAUGCCAUCCUCAGAACCGACAGCAAAGUCCUUAAUUUGAUGCCUCAAGAAAGCUUCUCUUUAACUUGCUCUUUGACUCAAGGCAAUGGUACUCAUUUCUUCUGGAUACACAACAAGCAAGAAUUGAAACAAGACACCUCUACGUACGAGUUCAGAGAAGGAGGAAAGGUGCUACAUAUAAAGUCUGCGCAACUGCUCCAUGAAGGAUCAUACCAAUGUAGAGUUGCAAAGGAUAUCUCCUCUGGAAGAACACUGGUAUCAGAAAGUGGUACUCUAACCUUGAAAAUCUCAAGUAAAGACAGCUCAUACCUAAAGCCACUGCUUAUAGUCAUGGUGGUGGCAUCUAUCCUCUUAAUUGGUAUUCUGGUGUACAAGUAUCAGAACAAGUUGGUUAUACCUAACUUUCUCCAAGGAAAACCCCAGAAGACCACAUUCUCACUGAAAACCAUUGAAGAUAAGGUUCUUCUCGUUGACAACAUGGAGAUUUUGGAGAGAACUUCCAAUUCCCACCAGUGAAACAGCAAGAAACCAAGGAUGGAUAAUGACACAUGUCCACAGGUGUACUCCAAGACUUUACUAUGGACCAAACCUGGUUCUUAAUGUUUCCAUUGUGAUCCCUAUGUGUGCCUCUAUGUCAUGCAAACUAUUUCAAUGUCUGUAUGGUGUCCGAAAUGUAGCUCAUCAUGCCAUUCCUGUCACCUAUAUGUAGCUCUUGUGGUCUGCUGGUUCUCCUCGUGGAGAUCCAGCUCCUCUGGUGAGGUCUAACAGGCAAUGCCUCUUGAGUAAAACUAUGCAAAUCUUUUCCAGAAAGGAAGAAAAUUGUCCCUCUAGUGUCACCUAUAGAUGGCAACCCUUGAACAAGCCUUCAGACAUAACUAGGGAUUUCAGCCAAACCAAAGAUACCCAGUAAACUCUGCCAUUUCUCAGUACAGAGCAGAUUACUGGUUGAAUGAGCAAAAUGCCUUAAAUGUAGCUCUCGUGUACUGGUUGUGAAGAAAGCCUAGCAAGCAAUGUUUGCUGGGAAAUAGAGUGACUGUAGGUGACAAGACAGAGACAGUUCUCUUCUGAGGGGAGCUCAUUUGCAAACCAUAUGUGUCUCUUCAUGCCUUGACUGUGCUCCUAUAUUGUCCUACUAAGUCUUUACUAUGGCCUAAAGUUAGCUGGUAUACCUGUCUUAGGGCUCAGUGGACGCCCCCUUCACACCUGUAAUAUAUUCCUAAUGUUUUUAUUAUGGCCAAAAGAGAUCUCUAUAACUCUACAGUAAAUGUAACCCUCCACAGUUGUGCUGUGGCCCAAAUGUCUUGACCUGAGACCAAUGACUCAUUUUUUUAAGAAUUCCAAAUAUUUUAAAUGAAAAUAGGAUUUAUUUGAUGCAUUUCAUUUGAUAUUUGUGGAUUAAAGAGAAAAUAAGGACUGAGCUCUAGGUAACUUUGUGGGGGCUGUAAGCAUCUUCUAGUGCUUCCCUUUGGUCCAGUUGGGUUUUGGGGUUCAGUGGCUGUUUUAAAAAUGACUUGAAGGCUGUGAACCCAUAUUUAAUAAGACUCGUGUUCCUCAUCAAUGUCGGAGAGGGUUGUGAU